AUGCGUGAGAUUGGUAACCAAAUCGGUGCCGCCUUCUGGCAGACCAUCUCCGGCGAGCAUGGCCUCGACGGCUCCGGUGUCUACAACGGCACCUCGGACCUGCAGCUCGAGCGCAUGAAUGUCUACUUCAACGAAGCGUCCAACAACAAGUUCGUGCCCCGUGCCGUCCUCGUUGACCUCGAGCCCGGUACCAUGGACGCCGUCCGCGCCGGCCCCUUCGGCCAGCUGUUCCGCCCCGACAACUUCGUCUUCGGCCAGUCUGGUGCUGGUAACAACUGGGCAAAGGGUCACUACACCGAGGGUGCCGAGCUCGUCGACCAGGUCCUCGACGUCGUGCGCCGCGAGGCCGAGGGCUGCGACUGCCUCCAGGGUUUCCAGAUCACCCACUCCCUCGGAGGUGGUACUGGUGCCGGUAUGGGUACGCUCCUCAUCUCCAAGAUCCGUGAGGAGUUCCCCGACCGCAUGAUGGCCACCUACUCCGUCGUGCCCUCCCCCAAGGUCUCCGACACCGUUGUCGAGCCCUACAACGCCACACUCUCCAUCCACCAGCUGGUUGAGAACUCCGACGAGACCUUCUGCAUUGACAACGAGGCUCUCUACGACAUCUGCAUGCGCACCCUCAAGCUGAACAACCCUUCAUACGGCGACCUGAACCACCUCGUCUCCGCCGUCAUGUCGGGUGUCACCACCUGCCUGCGUUUCCCCGGUCAGCUCAACUCCGACCUGAGGAAGUUGGCCGUCAACAUGGUUCCCUUCCCCCGUCUCCACUUCUUCAUGGUCGGAUUCGCUCCCCUCACCAGCCGCGGCGCCCACUCCUUCCGCGCCGUCACCGUUCCCGAGCUCACCCAGCAGAUGUUCGAUCCCAAGAACAUGAUGGCUGCGUCCGACUUCCGCAACGGUCGCUACCUGACCUGCUCUGCCUACUUCCGUGGUAAGGUUUCCAUGAAGGAGGUCGAGGACCAGAUGCGCAACGUCCAGAACAAGAACUCCUCCUACUUCGUUGAGUGGAUCCCCAACAACGUCCAGACCGCCCUCUGCUCCAUCCCUCCCCGCGGCCUCAAGAUGUCCUCCACCUUCGUCGGUAACUCGACCUCCAUCCAGGAGCUGUUCAAGCGUGUCGGUGACCAGUUCACUGCCAUGUUCAGGCGCAAGGCUUUCUUGCAUUGGUACACUGGUGAGGGUAUGGACGAGAUGGAGUUCACUGAGGCUGAGUCCAACAUGAACGACUUGGUCUCCGAGUACCAGCAAUACCAGGAGGCUUCCGUCUCCGAGGGUGAGGACGAGUACGAUGAGGAGGCUCCUCUCGAGGCUGAGGAGUAA
This is a messenger RNA of Alternaria arbusti, 1320 nucleotides long. Its product is annotated as beta-tubulin. The transcript has 3 exons. The record is from RefSeq and is a predicted model, not a curated record. Gene Ontology annotation, cellular component: cytoplasm; microtubule. Bases 1 to 1320 code for a protein of 439 amino acids. NCBI's taxonomy places the organism in Eukaryota, Fungi, Ascomycota, Dothideomycetes, Pleosporales, Pleosporaceae. Gene Ontology annotation, biological process: microtubule cytoskeleton organization; mitotic cell cycle. Gene Ontology annotation, molecular function: structural constituent of cytoskeleton; GTP binding; GTPase activity.